CAAUCUGCUGUGAAUAUACUUUUUCUCUCCACAUUGUUGCCUCUUCCUGCUGAAAUUUGUUUGCCCUGCAACUCCUUUUCGUGCUGCUUUAAUCAAUUCAAGAAACCGAGCUGAUACGCCCCUCUCAAUAUCUACUGCCAAUCUUUGUUCAACUCUGCUCGGAAAGUAUAUCAAGAGUCUUUAGAAAGUUUUGCUUACUCUUCCUUCUCUUAAAACAGGAAAAGAAUUGGGAUAUGGCCGAGGCAAUUGGGUUCUCUAUUUUGGGAAAAUUCACAGAACUUUUUGUAGAUUACUUGGUGUUCCCAAUAGGACGAAAGUUUGGAUAUCUAUUUUGCUACAACAACAACAUUCAAAAUCUGGAAAAAGAGGUCAUGCAUCUAAAAAAUAUAAGAGAUGGGGUGCAGCAAUCAGUAGACGCAGCCCAAAGAAACUUACAAGUUGUUGCACCACAUGUGCAGGACUGGCUGACAAAAGUGGAAGAGGUCGAGAAAGAGGCAGACGAAGUUGAUAAACUCAAAACCAAAGUUGAAAGGGGUUGUUUGAAUGGAUGGUGCCCGAAUCUGGUAUCUCGUUACUCGCUGAGUAGGAAAGCCACGAAAAAGACUCAGAAUAUCUAUAAGCUCAAACAAGAUGGGGACAAGUACACUCAAUUGACAUACCCUGCACCACCCAUGCAAAUGGCGUCUGUAUCAACAGAAGAUUUCCAAGGCUUUGAAUCCAGGAUGUCGACGACAAAUGAAGUUAUGGAGGCUUUGAAGGAUGGUGAGAUCAGAAUGAUUGGGAUAUGCGGUAUGGGUGGAGUGGGUAAAACCACAAUGGUAGAAGCUGUUGCCAAAAGAGCACAGAUUGAGAGGUUAUUUGAUGAGGUUACUAUGGCUGCUGUGUCCAACAAUCAAGAUUUGAUAAAGAUUCAAAGUGACAUAGCAAACAUGUUGGAUUUGAGCCUUGAGAAGGAAACCAGCCUUCGUGCAAGAGCAGACAGACUUUGUACGAGAUUGUCAAAUGGGAAAAGAAUUCUUGUAAUAUUAGAUGAUGUUUGGGAAAAACUUGAUUUGAAAAAACUUGGAAUUUGUUUUGGAGCUGGCCAAAAAGGGUGCACAAUUGUAUUGACUUCUCGAAACGAACGUGUUUGUAUUGAGAUGGAAUUUCAAAAAAUCAUUGUAGUCCAAGUCCUACCUAAGGACGAAGCAUGAAAUUUUUUUAAGAAGCAGGCGGGAAUUACCAAUGACAUCCCUGUGCCACAGGCCAUAGCAAAAGAGGUUGCAAAUGAAUGUGGAGGCUUACCUCUUGCAAUUGUAACUCUCGCCGAGGCACUGAAAGGUGAAAAGGAGCAUUCGUGGAAUAAUGCACUUCGAGAACUACAGAGGUGUAACAGAAUGCCACAAAAGGUUCAAACCAGUAUAGAGUUGAGCUACAAUCUGUUGAACAGAGAAGAAGCCAAGUCAUUGCUUCGACUUUACAAUUUAUUUCCGGAAGAUUCUGAUAUUCCUCUCGAGUGUUUGGUUAGAUAUGUGGUAGGACUAUGUUUGUUUGAAAAAGUUGAAACUGUGGCAGAAGCAAGAGACAUGGUGUACUCAUUAAACGAUCAACUCAAAAGUCGUUUCUUGAUACUCCACGGUGAUGGAGAGAAAGUGAAAUUACAUGAUGUUGUACGCGAUGUAUGCAUAUCAAUUGCAUCUAAAGGUAGGGAACCAUAUUUGGUAAGGAAUGAUGCAGGAUUGAAAGAGUGGCCACAAGAAGAUACAUUCAGACAUUGCUCAGCCAUCUCAUUGAUGUUCGACCAAUUGGACAAGUUUCCUAUUGGAUUAGAUUGUCCGAACCUCAAGCUCUUACAAGUGCAAUGCAAGGGUGAUCCACGAGACGACCCUACUAAUGAGAGUUGUACCAGAGUUGACUCAAUAGGUUUUUUUGAAGGGAUGAAAGAACUCAAAGUUGUUGAUUUAAGAUCAAUGUGCCUUCAGCUUACCCGACAACCACUCAAAUCUUUGCUAAAUAUUCGAACAUUGUGUUUGGAUUUUUGCCGGCUGGACAAUAACACAUCCUCCAUGAUUGGAAGCCUAAAGAGCUUGAGAGUUCUCAGCUUUUUUAAAUCUUACAUUGAGGAAUUACCGAGUGAAAUUGGACAACUUGAGCAUCUACAAAUAUUGGAUUUGAGGUUUGCGGGACGCCCUGGAAGAAUUUCGCCAAAUAUUUUGUCCAAGCUGGAUAAACUUGAAGAGUUGUAUGCAGGCGAAAAUGACAUGAAUGAUAGCAUUGCAGAGUUGAACUCAAUGUCUUAUCUGAACACGUUAGAUAUUUGCACAAGUGUAACUGCUGUGCUAAAAUUGAAACACUUUUGCUUUGAUAACCUGAGAAGAUUUCGCAUAACAAUUGGUUCUCCGGUGUCAUUCAAUCUGUUGUUAUUCCGUCUGUCGGAAGGCUACGGGUUACAAAACAGCUUGAGUCUCAAUGAUUGUGACUUGGGUAUGCUUUAUGACUUUGGGAUAAAAGUUUUGUUGAAGAGAUCCAAACAUGUCUCGUUUCUAAAUCUGAAAGGCUUGGGAAGUAAUAUUUUCGAUGCCCUUGAUGUAGAUGAUUCGGUAAGCUGGGAGAAACUCUGUGUUUGGUAUUGUGAUGAGCUCAAAUAUCUUAUUUGUAGGGAUAUUCCGGGGGAGACCUUUGCCUUUGGAAAACUGCAAAUGUUGUGGCUAGAGAACCUACCUGCAAUGAAGGGUCUAUUUCCAGAGUCCAUGGUCAAAUGUUUGGUGCAACUCCAACAACUAAUUCUAUUUCGGUGUAAGAAAGUGGAAUACAUUGUUGCAAAGAAAGGAGGAGAAGAUGAAAAAGAUUCUGAAACCAUCGUUUUCCCAAAACUGACGUACUUGCUUUUGCAAGAUCUGGACAUGCUUAGAAGCUUUUGCUCCAACUCUGAUAUUUUGUUCCCCAAACAGGUUUUUCUGCCUAACUUGGAGAUACUGCAUCUCGGCAGAAUCAGUGUGGUGCACAUAGUAGACUACCAAAUGCAAGGUGGGUCCUUCCACAAACCAAGAGGCUUGGAUGUGUCGUAUUGUGAAAAGGUUUUCAAUGUUGUUGCACCUGGUCAGCAAAAAUUAUUUCCAAAUCUCCAACAACUUCAUGUCAAUGGUUGUUGCGAACUGGAAGCAGUGUUUAACUUCGAGGGGUUAACAGCUCGGAGAGAUCAUGCAGAAGUCACACUUGGUCAGUUGAUGUUAUUGGAAUUAGGUGAUUUACCUAAGUUAAUGCAUGUAUGGAGGAUGGUUCCCAAAAACCUUCAAGGUUUUCAGAAUUUGACAAGCAUUGAUAUUUCAAACUGUGAGAGCUUGAGAUACAUAUUAUCACCUACUAUCGCGAAAUUGCUUGGGAAUCUAAUGUUGCUACAGGUUCAUAAGUGCAAGAUGAUUGAAGAAAUUAUUGACACGGAAGAAGAUCUUUUGAAGAUCAAGAUUUUAGACGAGAUUGUUACUACAAAGGAGGAAGAACAAAUGAUAGGGGACACAAUUUUGUUUCCACAAUUGAAAGAGAUAUCGCUUGCAAAUCUAGAAAACCUCAAUUGCUUUUGCUCUGGAAACUGUGAAUUUCAAUUUCCGUCAUUGAAUAAACUGGUAAUCAGCGGCUGUCCAAACAUGAAGACUUUCAGCUCUGGACCACUAAGCACAGGAAAGCUAGGAGAAGGAAAUAUAUCCAUUGGCGGACAAGAAUUUUGGAUGGGUGAUCUUAACACAACCAUACAAAAUGCAAGCGAACUGUAUGUCUUUAUUCUUUUCAAUUUCUUCCUUUUAUUUCUCACUUCCCCCUGAAAAAUUAAAGAAGAUAGUUAUCUAUGCACUAUUGCCCAGUUUCAUUUCAAGGCUAAACUAUUUCUCUCCUUUUAAGUCACCACUUUCCUUCUUGUCAUCUAGCCUCAAACAGAAGAUUAUUAUGAACAAGAUGAAGAUGAUGAUGAUGACAAAGCAAAUAGAAGCAGCAGAAGAUGAUGAAGAUGAUGAGCGUGUCAAGCAAAUAGAAAGAGAUGAUGAAUAAGAUGAUGAAGAAGGAACAAAUGAGCUUUCUUUAACAAUAAGAAAAAGAGUGUUUGCUUUGAGGUUCUCUCUCUCUGUAUCAUACACACGGUUGAAGAUCAGUAGCUGAAUGAUAUGCCUCUAUGCAAUUUAAUUAUGUAACCUUUGUUUGAAAAUUCCCAAGAUUGGACAGUAAGAGAAGACCUUAUUGUUGUCAUUGAUUGGAGUUUAAUACAUAUUUCAUUGUAUUGGAACUGAUAAGUUAGUCUAUGCUAAAUU
This is a messenger RNA of Ilex paraguariensis (yerba mate), 4277 nucleotides long. The record is from the annotation of a GenBank genome assembly. Lineage: Eukaryota; Viridiplantae; Streptophyta; Magnoliopsida; Aquifoliales; Aquifoliaceae.